Messenger RNA from Ficedula albicollis (Collared flycatcher), 2677 nucleotides. RefSeq names its product GRAM domain containing 1C (gene GRAMD1C). Gene Ontology annotation, biological process: intracellular sterol transport. The coding region runs from base 71 to 1930 and encodes 619 amino acids. Gene Ontology annotation, molecular function: sterol binding; sterol transfer activity. Gene Ontology annotation, cellular component: plasma membrane; endoplasmic reticulum membrane; endoplasmic reticulum-plasma membrane contact site. The record is from RefSeq and is a predicted model, not a curated record. NCBI's taxonomy places the organism in Eukaryota, Metazoa, Chordata, Aves, Passeriformes, Muscicapidae. The transcript has 17 exons.
AGUGGAUCAUGGUCUUAUUAACCAGCUACUUGCUGAUUCAGAGGAGACUCUUAAUUCAUGCACAGAGAAAAUGCAGGGUCCUGCUCAGUAUAGCUGGAGUGCAGACUGGAGCUUUUGGCUCUCAAGUUCCACUUACAAAUAUAGGAGUGAGGAAUUCAAGAGACAGUUUUCUCAUCUGCCAGACUCGGAGAAACUCAUAGUAGAUUACGCCUGUGCACUCCAGAAGGAUAUCCUGCUGCAAGGACGCUUGUAUCUCUCUGAAAACUGGCUCUGUUUCCACAGCAACAUUUUCCGAUGGGAGACCACAAUUUCUAUUGCUUUGAAGGAUAUCACUUUCAUGACAAAGGAGAAGACAGCUCGUCUCAUUCCAAAUGCCAUACAAAUAGCAACAAAAGGAGAGAAGUUUUUCUUCACGUCAUUCAGUGCAAGAGACAGAAGCUACCUCAGUAUCUUCCGUUUGUGGCAGAAUGUGUUGCUGGAUAAGAGGCUGACCAAACAGGAGUUCUGGCAGCUGGUGCACCAGAGCUAUGGCUCUGAGCUGGGCCUGAACAGCGAGGAGAUGGAGAGCUUCCACUCAUCGUCUGAGGACAACGGGCAGUCUCGAUCCAGCAUAUAUGAUGAUUCUGGAGAAAGGGAUGAAAAACUACCCAAAAUGAUUGGUUUAGUUCGUGAGCCCACGCUUCAAACAGAAGGAGAGUCACUCAGCAGACACAUGUUGCCAGGAGUGGAGGAGUCCCCAAGUGAGAAGCAAAUAAAGAGUCCUCUUCCCUCUUCAGAAAGGAAACCUGCUAAGCUAGUUAGGAGCAGGUCUUUAGAAAAGUCAUUGGACCUUAAUGAGAAUGAAAAUCUUCCAGAGAAGAGCAGUGCUUCAGAUAGUGAAGAAGCAGUGAAGGAGACUGUCUCUGACAAUGAUCUCUAUGGGAGACUUUUUAUAAACAGAGUUUUCCGCAUCACUGCAGACAAGAUGUUUGAAAUCCUUUUCACCAAUUCUCACUUCAUGCAGAGGUUUCUUAAUUCCAGGAGUAUAGUAGAUGCUGUAUCAACCCCUUGGAAUAGAGACUCCAAUGGCAAUCAGUUGAGGACUUUGACAUACACUGUAACAAUUAACAAUCCACUCUGUGGGAAGUUCACAACUGCAACUGAAAAGCAGAUCCUGCAUAAGCAGAGCCAGAAAGGUCAGUCUUACCAGGUGGAUGCUGAGGUCCUGACCCAUGAUGUCCCCUACCAUGAUUAUUUCUACACUGUGAACAGAUACUGCAUCAGCCGCACAUCCAGUCACAAGUGCCGGUUACGGGUUUCUGCAGAAGUGAAGUACAAAAAACAGCCUUGGGGCCUUGUCAAGUCUGUAAUCGAGAAGAAUACCUGGGGAGGAAUACAGGAAAACUUCAAACAACUUGAAUCAGAUCUCCUAAUGGAGGAAUAUGCAAUUAAUCAGUCCAUAGAAGACUCUGGAAAAUUACUUGCUCUGAGACGAAGGCGACGCACUUUACACCGGGGUUUGGCAGAAUCACUUCCCAAACGCUCUUCCCAACAUUCCUCUGGUGACAUGGGAGUAGAGUCUCAGGGCAGCUUAAUAGGAAGGAAAAGAGAUGCAGUAAGUAGGACCACCGCCAUCAUUGUAGUAAUGAGUGUCUUUUUGCUGCUCUUGGUCUUGCUGAAUAUAACACUGUUCCUCAAACUGUCAAAGAUAGAGCAUGCAGCUCAGUCUCUUUAUCAUGUCCAGCUUCAGGAGGAAAGCUCUUUGAACAUAUCCCCAGAAAUUGUAUCAAAAGAGGAAAUACCUCAAUAUGAUAAAGAACAGGUUAAACAUGUGAAGGGAGUUUUAAGAGACUCAAUUGAAAUGCUUGAGCAGCUGAAGAUUUCCCUUUCCAUGCUCCAAAGAAGCUUUGACCACUUGAACAGGACACAGAGCAGCAAGACUGAGAGUUAAUAGCUGCAUCAGCUUUUCAUUCAAGACAUUGGAAGAACAGAUGUGUGUGUGAGGACUUGUGGGGUAGAGAUUGUAACUGUCUCCUCUGGACUCUUUACUGUUCAGCUCAAAAACUGCACAGAAUAAAGGUUUGUGGAAGAAGUAAGUGGAGUUCUGCAUUGCCAGAGCUUGGCAGUCUUGUCUCUCCUGCCAGCCUUCUAGCCUGGGGAGUCUCAAUUCCAAACAGAGUAGAGCUCUUGGAUCCAUCCCAUGGUGAGUGAGCGAGGGCAGUUGUUCUGCUGGUGAAUGGAUCUGAACAUUUCAGAGGGGGAAAACCACCCUCAGCACAGAACUGGGCUUAUCUCUUAUGAAAUUGCAGCUUUUUGUGUCAAUGUAGAAAAUGGCCAUCAGUGAAGAGUGUUUUGGAGAAAAAGAACAUAGUGGAUUCACAGCCACGGGAUCUUCAUAGGCUUAUUUUAGCCUUGGGACCUUGUGAAACAAGUCACCAUCUUAAGGAAGACUAUGCCUAAGAUUAAUUAACAGGAAAGUGUUUGAUAUCUCUUGCAUACUUUAAGCUUUGGCAGGCUGCCUUUUGCCAUAUGUUUCCAGCUCUCUCCGAGAAAUUUCAGCCCUCGGUGUUUUCCUUCCAUCAGGGGCUGUGCUUCAGCGCUUCAGCAUGGUGUGCCCACUGAUGAUGAAACACCUUUUCAUGUGCUUCAAGCGUUUUUUAAGCAGGUUGAGGGAAAGAAGGAAAGUCCAAGAAAGCGC